Anopheles nili is the source of this 14192-nucleotide messenger RNA. RefSeq names its product FERM, ARHGEF and pleckstrin domain-containing protein 2 (gene Cdep). NCBI's taxonomy places the organism in Eukaryota, Metazoa, Arthropoda, Insecta, Diptera, Culicidae. Gene Ontology annotation, cellular component: cytoskeleton. The transcript is spliced from 9 exons. The coding region runs from base 1 to 14154 and encodes 4717 amino acids. The record is from RefSeq and is a predicted model, not a curated record. Gene Ontology annotation, molecular function: guanyl-nucleotide exchange factor activity; cytoskeletal protein binding.
AUGUCCCUAGAUUCGAUGGGUCCUUCUGCUGGUGGCGGGAGUUCCGGUGUCGGUACAUUAUCCGGUACCAGAAUGAUCCACUCACUAAGCACGCCGUCUGGCGUCGAUGGAACCGUAACGGCCUCGCAUUCUCGAGGUGGCAAGAAGUUAGCCAUGCGCAUUCAAAUGUUGGACGAUUCGGUUACCAUGUUCCAAGUACAGGCUAAAGCAACGGGUAAAGUACUUUUCGAACAAGUUUGCCGGCAGCUGAAUCUUUUGGAGGCUGAUUAUUUUGGGCUGGAGUAUCAAGAAGCGCCUUCUGGCACCAAAUACUGGCUGGAUCUUGAGAAGCCGCUCAACCGGCAGGUGGGCCUCUCUUUGGUUGAACCGGUGUUGCGCUUCUGUGUAAAGUUUUACACACCAGAUCCACUGCAGUUGGAAGAAGAAUACACGCGUUACUUGUUUUGUUUGCAAGUUAAGCGCGAUCUUGCCACCGGAAGCCUGCAAUGUAACGACAAUACGGCGGCACUGAUGGCGAGCUACAUAGUGCAAGCUUCUUGUGGAGAUUACGCUGCUGAGGACUAUCCAGAUCAUACGUAUCUAUCGUCAUAUCGGUUUGUUCCGCAGCAAGAUCACACAAUGCAGAGAAGAAUUAUGGAGAAUCACAAGAAGCAUGUUGGACAAUCGCCGGCUGAAGCAGAUUUGAAUCUGUUAGAGACUGCACGACGAUGCGAGUUGUAUGGUAUGAAGAUGCAUCCAGCCAAAGAUCACGACGGCGUUCCGUUGAAUCUGGCCGUCGCUCAUAUGGGUAUAGCCGUAUUCCAGGGCAUAACACGUAUCAAUACAUUCUCGUGGGCGAAGAUUCGUAAAAUAUCGUUCAAACGCAAACGUUUCCUGAUCAAAUUACAUCCAGAAAACUAUGUGUAUCAUAAAGAUACAGUAGAAUUCUUUUUCGAUGGACGUAACGAGUGUAAAAAUUUUUGGAAAAAGUGUGUUGAAAAUCAUGGCUUUUUCCGGUGCACUGCGGUACAAAAUGUGCAACGUCGUAAGGCAAGGGUGUUGUCUAGAGGAAGCUCGUUUAGGUAUAGCGGCAAAACUCAGAAACAAAUUAUUGAAUUCGUACGUGAUAAUUACGUAAAACGACAAACGUUCCAAAGGUCUCAGUCUUUUCGGCAGGGUCCUCUACAUUCAAGUAACAGAAGUCAAUCACGCACUUCAUGUAAUGUGAAUCAAAGCAUCUCGGCUCAUCCCUUACUUCCGAUCGAAACCGCGGAAUGGGAACGUCGCAGUCAGAGCAACGUAUUGAGGACGCCUUCUCAGACGAGGAGACAAGUGGAUAUGGAGGUGGAUCGCCUACCCAGCAGUCCUACAGGCCACAAUCGUUCUCAGCUCACGGAAGCCCAGGUGGAGACCUAUCCGAUGAAGAGCUUUACCCAUCAAAUGGGAAUGGAGGCAUCGGGUCACACGCCGCUCCAGGACUCGAGUCAAUCUGCAUCCCCGGGGGGCACAUGGAGUUCGCCAUACCACAACAGCAACAGCAGCAGCCAUGCGCGCGAAGCCGAUCGGGCUCGUGCACGUCAAGACGGUCACAGUUCCGGUCUGAACCACCGCCACUAUGCCACUAUGUCCCCCAAAUACACUCAUCGCAGCCACAGAUUUACCACGCAGCCACAGCAGCUGCUGCAGCUGCAGCAGCAACAGCAUCGUCGGGCCUCAGCCGGGCCGCUGGGCCAACCGGGGGAUCGCAGCAGUUCUAUGGGGGAGACAACGGUCUCCUCCACCAGCAGGGAGAGUGUUUUAUUGCCGCUGGACACUCGCACCAGGCGCUCUUCAGCGUUGCUUCCGGGGGCGGCCUCGGGGUCGGGAGUGGGGGUGUUAAUGGUGGGAGCCAGCAGCUCUCAAUUCCCCAGUGCCACACUAGCCCGUUAUAGCAAUACGAGUACCUAUUCGAUGUCUAAGUCGGUAAGCACCGGAACGGAUCUAUCGGACGAGGCGCCGGAUAAUGUCAUAUACUCGGAUAUCAAUGAUCUUUAUCGUCAUCGGAAGUCGAAUGCAUCUGGGGGUGGCUCAACUACGCAAUCUCGCGCGGUUGUAACACACCAAGAUGAAGAGACGGAAGAACUUGACGAAGACGACGAGAUUAUGGAUGAAGUUGAGGAUGAAAAUGCGAUUCGUCGUCCAUACCUGGAGGACGAUGACGAUGAUGAUGAAGUUGAUAUCCGAUACGCGACGGCCACGCAAAUUAAAGCGAUGACUUCCGGCGGUAAUAGUGGUUUAGGUGCGGCAAAUGAAGAGUGUGCCGGUGGUGCUCCGAGAUCCGUUCCUAGUGAUGAACUGUACGCGACAGUGGAUAGGAAAAGUAAACUUAACAAGCAACUGCAGCAGCAGCAGCAGCAGCAAAAGCAAAUUACUGUACAGGUUGCAUGCUUCAAAACGAACACUCAUUAUCCUGGUAAACAUUUUAGUGAUGAAUUCAUAGACGAUAGUAUUAGAAACUAUAAUAGCCAUACAAAUAUAAGCACGAACAUUGGAAGCAAGUUGAAUGAAUCAAGCCCAGGUGCUGUGAACUCAGCAAGCGUAGGUGAAAUGUACAACCGGUCAGCUCAUUUUGAUGAAUACUGUGGCAACAAUCGGUUCUCCGACACGUCGGAUUACUUUAGCCACAGCCAACAGCACUACUCUCACUCGCCGAACUCUCAUUCUCUGGCAACGACGAUCACCCACAAAAACGGGCUAACCGAUGAUGACGAUCGAUAUUCUUCUUCAAAUCCUCCACCGCUGCACCCACGAACAUCGCAUUCGCUACCGCGCAACUCACAGCUAUCGAAAAUCGAAUCGAUUGAUUCGACAUACAGUGGUUCUGGUGGAGGUGUCGCUAGUACUGGCGGAACUCCUGCAGACAGCAACUUUAUUGGGCACCAUUCGUUGAACAAUCUUCCGAGCUCGUCAAAGGUGACGAAUGAUUAUUUGCAUUACUCGUCCCUUUUGAAGGAUUCGGGAGGGGGAUCAGACGAUCCAAUGAAUAGUAAGAAAACUUCUUCGGAGAGGUUGGAGUACGAACUAUCAAAUGCGAAUAUAUAUUCAACAGUACAGUACAAGAACUAUGAAGAUGAUUUCGAGGAAGAGGACUACAUCAACUAUCAGCGUCAGCGGGGAGAAGGUAGAGGAGGGUCCAGUUCGAAGGAAGCUUGGUUGAGAAGCAGCUCGUGUAAGGAACUCUGUGACUAUGGGUAUGACUCGGCUGGAAGGGUUGAUUUUUCGCUGAUGGAGCGUGAGUUUUUGACAUCUGAUAGAAUCGACAGUCCCGUUACAAGAUACGAUGACUCUCGUCAUUCGAUGUACGUGCAGAAAUCAAACUACUCAGUGGAGGUAAGCCAGGAUUUUUUGAACAACGAGGGUAAAGUGUAUUCUUCGAGCUAUCCCGGAACCACUUACAACACGAUUGAUCAUACUAGUUAUCGUCGGCAUAACAAUCAAAACUUUUAUUCCAACUAUGAGUACGGCUCGCAAGAUGAUCUUUCACACGACAGCUACGAGCUGCUGGAGAAAUCGGACGAUGAGCUGUAUUAUAAGUUUAAAGCCGACUCGGAAGCUCACACAAGGUCCUGUUCGUUGGAUUCCGGUAACUACAUUCCCACGGACGACGAGAGUAUCCCUGAACAGCUGCAACCUAGUCAUGGCGGGUACCGUUCGCAUCACGUUUCCCGCCUGUCGAAAUAUUGUUCAAGUUUGGAUACCAAGAGCAAAAGCGCACCAGACAUCGACGAUCUUGACGACAUGUUUCUGAUGGAAGAUCCAAGAGAUCUUCCGCGAGAAAAACUCUGCGUUAAAUCAGACGGAAAUUUCUACAAAAAGAUUAAAAUGGCGAUGGGGGUUUCGUCCCGUGUGUCUAGUCCGGAGUCGCGCAGUGAUUAUUAUGACUCGAAACUUUCGAAAAGUAGUGGCUCAAGCAAGAAAUCGAAGGACAGUGUGUACCACACCGACAGCAACAAAAAAUCUCGAGAAACAUUGAAGAGCAAAUCUGGAUCGGGUUUCAAUUCCCGCGCAUCCAGUCAAGACUCGAAGGAAUGUUUUGGAGGAAUGGACAUACUGUUGACGAAGAACUACGAAAUGCCAACGACUACAAGCAGAAAGGCAAAGUAUCUGUCUAAGAGGUUUGAUAGCAGUUCGCGAAACUCUAGCCAAGACUCGAAAAGUGACUACUUCGAUGCUAAUGAGCAGCAACGAGAGCACGAGUUGGAUAUCGAUGGGGGCGAAAUGUCAGACGAGAUUUAUUCGCGGGCCAAAGUGAGUCUUUCUGACGAACAGAUCGGAAACAUGCUGUCCACGUGUGGGGGAGAGCCGAUGUCGAAGAACAACAGCACUGCUCCAAAUUUCUAUGAUAAUCAGAUAUACUCCUCGACGUUUCCUAGUGCACAGACAAAACCCACGAACGGCGGAAAAGACACCCCUGGGGGGAGUAGUAAAACAUCUCACGUGCACUCGAUUAGUCUCCAAAACGUAGAGCUGGAGAGAAACUCCCGUUCGGUAGGGUACUCGGCCUAUAAAUCGCCAUCGCCCGUUCUCCCAUCGGCCCUUCCGAAACCGAUCGAUAAGCAACCACUGAAACCGACACAUAUUUGGCCUGAAGAAAUAGAAGGAUUGCCCACGAGUAUUACGGAGAACCAACGAAUCGAUCGAUCGCGUGCGUUUCGAAAAAAAUCGGACAGUGAGAAUAUUUUUAGCUUCGACAAGGAGAAGAUUGAAUCUUUGACCAGCAGUCUGAACGAUGAAACACCCACCACGGCAAUCAUGGUGGAACAAAAAGCAAAAGUGAGCCCAGAUUAUCCGCUUACCCCAGAGUUGCUGUCAGAGUUCGACAAGCAGAAGAUAGAAUCACCGCACAUUUUGCCGAAGAAAACGCGCAAGGAAGAGCUUAUGGCGAAGACACAUUUCGAAGAGUAUACUCCAAAAAUGAUUGGGUUGGAGUCUUCGGUCAUUGCUGGUAUACCACCGUAUGCACAUGCGACAGUAGAACGCACCAAAUCCGACCCGAACUCACUUGCCAAUCGUCCCCGGUUGGGACCGAACUCGCGACGACACACGCUGAUGCACCAAAAGUCAAUCGAUCUCACUCCGGCCGAUUCUAGCGAAGAAGAGUAUUUAUACAAGCAGAUUCCUAGUGCUCCACCGCUCUGCAAGUCUCACGGAAGCCAUUUUGAGCUGCCGCAGUCAUAUGAUAUGAACGUAAUGCCUGAUGUCGUCGAUCUGCCAAGAAAUGGGUUUGAACUGCCGAAGAGUUUCUUCAAGGAUUAUCAAGAUCGUCGCCCGUCGCACAACAAGAUCGUGUUGAAGGACGAUAUUCCCUAUGUGCUGCACAAACGACAUGUGAUGAAUGGAACGGCUCCUUCGCCUUCACUGGAAGGAAAAUCGACACUCCAUCGCAACUAUCCGAAGCCAAAGAGCCCCAAAUCUCCAAAGUCACCCAAGUCUCCGAAAUCUCCGAAGAUGUUGGUAUCAGAGAAUUCCAAAAUUGAUGUUGGUACUUUUGGUGGAUCGAAAGAGAAUCUGUUGCGCGUUAUAGACGAUUCGGAGCUGGUCGAACAAACAUCAGCAGAUGAUACGCAGCAGGGUUUUCUCUUCACGCAGAACAUCGAUCUCUCCGCUGUGGAUCCGGUGACUCUGGAAGUGGACAAAACCGUACAAACGAUACAAUUGAUCAGCAGUCCCAAGCGAGACAUCACGAAGCGAAUGGAUCCACUGAUGUUGGAGCAGUUAAAUAGUAAGUUGAGUCAAAUCGAGAGCGAUUCUGCGACAAGUUCGAAGACGGAUAGCAAUGCAGCACAACAACAGCUACAGCAGCAGCAGCAGCAGCGAAAGUUCGAACCAAAAGCAGUAGAUUUGCCGUAUCUACUUGCCGACAAGAAAACCGUCGAGCUGGUGGUACCGAAGCGUGUGGUGAAAACGCGUGUCGCACCGAUCAAAACAAAGUGCGGAAAGUCUAAACGUAACGCCAAAACGCGUAUUACUUCGUUCUCCUCCGACGAUGAAAGUCUGGAUUCUGACGAUGUUUUCGGAUCGGCCGAGGCAAUGCCUACAAAGCUCGAAUUUUCUCCUCCUCAAUCGCGCAAGGAAAUAGAACCGAUUCUUAAGCAUGAGUCGAGUAAGAUGGCUUCGAAUGCAUGGGCACGCGGGCAAACUAUGAGCUCAACAGAGAUCGAGGGGUCACCACCUCAAUGUCGUCGUUUGGCAGAACUUGAAAGCCGUUACCACACGGUGAAGCUUGAAACCACUCAGCUAACCAGCACCGAGUUGCGAAGGAUUUCUGAAAGAUCGUUUUCCAUUCCAAGCUCUGAAGAUGAGGAAAAAAAGGAAAAAAUGAAAAUUGAACAGGAAUCAUCCAGGACGUACCAUGCGACAGAGAAAAUACCGUCACCGAUCAUCGAAUCGACGGAUGUGAAGGUGAAAAUGAACGGUAGUGAAUCGAACGACAACGCAGUGCGUAAGGACGAAUUGGGGUUUCUAAAGCAACCAGUGCCCCCGGAGUCGACAGCGAAGAAGGGAAAAGAGGAAGGAACGGGUGUUCCGACAAAGCUAUCACCAUCGCGAACGAAAAUGAUUGAAGAGCUUAUCGAUUCGUCGAUUGUCAUGCGCUCGAAAGGACAUGCGCCUAUUUUGUUUGCGCAUGCUAGGCUAAACUUAAGCGAAGGGUCGGCCUUUGCAUCAUUACAGCGCCAGAAGGCACAAGAAUCACCCACCUCUGGACGACGUGCGAAAAGUCUGGAUACUCCGGUUAUAUCCCUGCACAAGCUUCCUCCCAUGAAUGCGUUCUCAUCGAAAGACGAUACAGUGGGCUACGAGGAGGAGGAGGAGGUACUGGAGAUAAAACCGUUGCAGCAACAGAAAGCAUCGAAAGCAUCUGUUAUUGAAGAGGAAGAGCAGGAAGACUCGGUACACUCGUGUGGCGAGGCGAUAGUUAUGCGCGACCCGACAAUUUCCCGUCAGACAUCUACGACAGAGGAGGAACGCAAGAGUGUUCGCAUUGAUGCGGAUGAGUUGGAGUUGCUCGAUAGAUUGAAGUACAUUGAAAAGAUCGAACUACAAGGUGUGAAGAUCAAAGAGAAGCGUAGAACGAAAACUAAGCUUAAGAGUGGACAUCAGCUCAUUCUUGAAAUACCGAAGUACAAGUUUGAGCCGUUUAGCUCGGGCAAUAGCUCGAUCAAAACAUCUCCAGCUAUCAGCCGUGCAAGCAGCGUGGAAAGCACUGGAAAAGCACGCCAAAAAACGGAUAGUGGAACACAAACCCCGACAGGAGGUGGUGUGGCUAUCAAACCCCAGCGCAAAUCAACUAGCCCGAAAGGCUCCGAGAAGCUAGUGCAACCGAAAAGGCGCUCUUCAGACGAUGCUAAGAAAAAUACGUCCCCCCAAGACAUGCUCCGAACGAAGAGCCAGGAAGCAUUGGGUAAAGGUAAAGGUAGCAGUUCCAAGGAGAAAUCGAAAUCACUGGAAAAAAUGGAGCUCAAACGGUUAGGAAGUAGAGAUAGAAAAUCAACCGAAGAAAGCGAACUUGAACGAGCUCGGCGCAAAGAACGCCAACAGAAGCUGUACGAAUCGGCCAUGAAACAAACGAUAAACAUGCUUAGUCCGGUGAAGGAUCAGCUGCCCCAGUUCCCGGCGCCAGAAGAUAAAAUUUCUGUGAAAACCGAAGGCGAUAAAAUUAUCAUCGAUGCAGAUAUAAAAUCAAAACCGGAAGAUCACGUGUUUAUUGCCAAAGCGCCGAGAAAGCUGGAUUGUAGUUUGGCAAAAAUAAGUCGUAGCUUUGAAGACCAGAAGAGUGUAGAAAAGCUGGACAAGGCUAGUCGAAGCUUCGACGAUCGCAGCAAAUCCUUUGAAGAUCACUCGGAUCGUUCGGCAGACGAAAGUAGCAUCGUUAUUAAGAGUCCAACACGCCUGAGCAGAAGCCAAGAGCUGAAGCAAAAGAUCGAAGGAUCCGUCGUGCAUAAGGGGCGCAUGGAGGGUAAAUCGAAAAGUUUGGAAAAGAAGUCCGAGCCACAGUACUUGGACAUUGAGUAUAAGACCCGUAGUUUAGACCAAAACUACACCGAAAGCAGUGCGUCUUCUUAUGGUGCUGGUGAAAUCACUUCUCCGGAUUCAGAAGGAGGCCAUGGAUCGAUAAAUAGCCGAAAACAGGAGGUGAUAAAGGUUGACGUACAUUGUUCUUCCAAGGUAGACUCUCCUGAUUCAGAUCACCGAGAAGGAGGAUCGCCUUGCGGACGUGGGCGCAAAUCGACCACGGAUAGCGAUAGCAAAUCGAUUGAUGAUCAUCGAGGGUCCACGUCACGCUUCGACAAAGGCAAAAGCCUCGACAGUAAUAUAUCCUCAGGAAAAGAAGAUAAAAAGGGCAAACCGCAGCCAGUAAGUGUAGAGAGAAGAGCACUAUCGCAGCCAGUACCAGAGAUCGGUAGCGAAUUAGACAUGCAGGACAUAAUAUCCGAGCGUCGGACACUAGAUCUAAUGAAGAGACGAUCGGAGGAAAAAGCCGUAGAUUCGAUCACGUGCUCCUCGACCGAGCCAUUGGCAGAGGAAGAACCCAAGAACGUAUCUAACCCAAUGGCAUCUCGAGAUUCGACGAAACGUGGUAGUGAGGAAUCACUUACGGAGGUUAGCGAGCUACGAGAAGGAGAUGCAAAGGAUUGUGGGUAUCUUGCUCCACCGGUUCGUGUGCCAACCAUCGAGUACGAAGAGCCUUCGAUCGAGGAGGAAGAUGUCGAUGAUGACGAAGCCGGUUUCGAAGUGGAGGAAAUGGAAACUGAAUCAGUUGAAGAUAAGAAGAAAAUCUUGGGCAAGUUAAACCUUGAGCGGAGUAAAAGCGAUGAAACUGGAUCUUGGGUAACGAUCGCUUGUGAAGAGUUCACAGGUACGGAUGGGGUAAGCAGUCACCAGGAUGCUAUGGAGCAACGAGUCGGAACGCAUUACAAAAUAGAGUCACAAGCAACGUUUGAAGAUGUAAAAGAUAUCACCAUGCCAGAAUCGGAAGUGGCUAUAGAUACGGUUGAUAUUCCCGUGGUGAGCCAACCUCAGUCCAAUCGAUCGUCGCCAUCGACGUUUGAUCAUCCUCUUCCGCAAAUUCCUGAGAAGAAACCGGACGUUGUGUCUCCUUUGCGAGAAAAGCCUUCGAAGCCAUCUGGAUUAGAACGUGAUCAGGAAGGCGACAAAAAACUAGCAUCGCAAAGACGAGGCGAUUUCCUUCGAUUAUCCAUCGAAAGAUCUCGUAGCUCGGAUACGGGUUCAAGCCGGGAGAACGAAACUAGUCCGGUGCGGCAUGAUUCUAGCACGUCUCGUGGUAAAGGGUCGAUGGACGAAGAAUCAAGUGUUAGUUGUUCCAUUUCGCGUCCUUUGGGCAUAUCGCAGGAUAUGGAUUCGAUGGAGCAUAUGAAGUGUCGUGAGUUACGUGAAAAUAUGCUAAAGAUGGAAGAGUACGACGAAGGAGGAGUAGCAGCGAAAAAGGUAUCACCAACGCUUGAGAAGCAGUACCCGGUGGAUUUGGGAUCUGGCUCGGAGCUGGAUGUAGAAACUCCAGAGGAUCGUAUUUCGAGACUCCUACAACGCGAAGAGAGUGAAUCAAGCUCGGAUAACGGUGGCAGUGCCGUCGCCGUUCCCAGAUCUACAGAAGCUCCCUCGAGCAGUGCGGCAGUUAUUGUUGGUGUUCAGUCUAAACCGAGAGUAGUGAAACCUGUUCGAGCGACACUCCUACACAAGAAGGUUUGUCGAACGGCCCCUACAAAUGAGAAACAAACGCAACAAACCACUGCUGAGUUGAAAUCGGGAACGCUCAAGCUUCUCAGUGCCGAUGGAGGCGACCGUAGUUCGUUGGAAUCGAAAUCUAGCUUAGAAUCGAAAGGAUCAUUGGGAUCGUUUGAGACUGAGAGCAGCUCAGGUUCGCUUGGAGCAGCACAACGGAAGGGGGAUCUUACGCAGAAAGAACAACUAUCUACUUGGCGCCCUUAUCCGAUUGAAAGUUCCGGCAGCUCUAGUGUGGAAGAUAACUGGUUACCGCCGGAACAAGAAAGCUAUGAAAGCUUCGAAAUAGCAACGGAGACCAUUGAGGUGCAGAAAAUAGCUAUACAGGACGUGAAAGAAUUGUCUCCGGACGAGCAGAAAGAAAGCGAUUCCGAUAUGCAGGAUGAGCUAAGUGAUUUUCCGACGACAUUCGGCUACCCGGAGAUGACUUCCACACUCGGUAUAGCUAUAAAUCCCGUAGACAUACUUGGGUAUGGGACGAGCUUCGGUGUAGGUCGAACGUUGUCGCGGAUCUCGGAGCGGAGCACAAACUCGGAAAAGUCCAGCGGUGAAGAGGUGGCUGAAGCUGAAAAAUCGAGCUUGGAGGAUUUGAGUGUGCACGAUGAGUCGGCAAUUUCGAGUGAGCAUCAGGCAAGCCUUAGCUCGGAUUUACAUUCGAACUCGAAUCCGGCUUAUAUCUCCGAUGCGGACCGUAGGACUUCCGCGGAAAUGCCCGACAUUCCUUGUGACUCUGCUGCGGCUGAACGGCUCUCAGAGAUUUAUCAAAACAAUGUUGUAAAGAACGGUCGCUUCACGGUAUCGCACGUCACCGAAAGUGGCCCACCAGCAGUUGUGGUGAAAGCUGCGGAGAGCAAACCCGAUUUGGAGUGUCUCUCAGCAGGCGGCGGCAGUCAAGAUUCUGAAGACUGGCCGCUACCAGAGAUACCUUAUGACAGUACUCCCGGUGAGCGGUUCGAUCCGAGUGUAGUCGGUGUUUCGGGACUAGUAAUGCCGCCCCCAGUGAGACCCUACUGGACUGAACAGGCAGUGGCUGGUACUCGACAGUCGCUGGAAUCGGAAACGUGGCCCACGCCGCCUUCCAGCAUGCUGGAACAUGCUCCGAUCGUAGAGAAUGUGCAAACAUUCCGUGUGAUUGAACCACAACAUCCGACGCAAGUGAUGGUGGAAUCGUAUACCGAACCAACGACUGGCGGAUCUGACGACUCCGACCCGGACUACGCGGAAGUGGCAGGGGAUGAGAUUCCAGAACCCCCGAAGAGAGAUUACAUCCCGACGGCGUCUGGGUCGGGUUCGUGUUCUGGUUCAUCAUUGUCGGGGAUGUCGGGUUCGUCACCGAGUCCUUCCUUGUCCAUGGUGGUGCCUUAUGAGAGCACCGCUUACCUGGUGUCGGCAAUGCAAGAUGCCAAGGCGUAUGAAGCGGCUGUUUCGUACGAGAACGCGACCUGUUUGAGCGGCGCACUUGGUCCAACCAGUUGCCUAAAGUCCACGUUUGAUAUCUGUUCAAGUCAGCGUGGUCAGGGGUCUGCAACGGGAGGUAGCAUCGGGGGAAAGGAUGUCAAUCCCGAUCGGGUCAUCAUAUCGCAGCCAACGAAAUCACCGCAAAAUUUAAGCCCCAUCACAGAUGAUGACUUUUUCAUGAAUGACGAAGUGUUUGGGCCUGGUACGGUCAAAAUCGAGAUCUCACCGGAUGAUAGCAAACCGUCGUCAUCCGGUGGCAUGGAGUAUGGCUCUCAACAGCAAAAGUUCUCUCGUAGCUCCAACAAUUCAGAUACCUCCAUCGAUGAUAUGCUCUCGACGUCCUGCGGGACAUACAUGGAAGAAACUGUGCGGUUGCGCAAUCUUGAACCGCGGCGCUUGAGCAACGAGUCGUGUAAAAAAUGCAGUCAUAGCUCCCAUUCCGAGGAAGAGACCAGCUCGUUCGGAACGGAUCUAGAUGGCACGGUGAAGAUGGGAUUGCAACAGAAGCGUUGUACGCACAGCUCGCACUCGGAGGACACCUCGAUUGGUCUUAGCAUUUCCGAAUGGUCGACCGGCACGAACACCGUACGGCAGUACGCGAAUUUGUCCGGCUCGGACAGCUUGUCGGCCGUGUCGAAUCAUUCCGGCAAUGCCAAGAGCGAAAAAUCGAACCACACCAAAAGCUCCAUCAGCUCGAGCGUCCAUAAAUCGACCGAAAGUCUGGACGAAAAGACGAGUGGGAGCUUUUCCAGCAGUAACACUAACCAAGCAAUGAACAACAACGGUAAGCGUUUCUCGCUGGACAAUGUGUCCGAAAAUGGGGGGUGUCCGCGGUACGAAGUGUUCAGUAACUCGGAAACAGAUACAAAAUUUUCAUCGGGCACCAAGAGCGACGAUACGACACUGACGCUCACUGAGAUGGCCCAGACUAUCACGGAGUGGUCAACGAGCAGCAGCAACACGCUCAUCGCCCAAGUCGAGGCGUUGAAGCAGCUGGAAGGCGCCGUUAGUGCAAGUGGUGUGAAGGGUUCCUCCGGAGAGCGACAUGUUGCUCCAACGAAUCGUACGUUCGAAUACGUUCCACUGAAACCCCCGAAAGUGAUGAAGAAACUUGCCGGCCCGUCUUCGGACGAUCCUCGUAGAGAGCUUGCAGGAGUGCAUGUGAAACCAUCACAGGUCACGAGGCACGUCCCAAUCGAAGCUGGGGAAAGCUCGAGAACCGGAGGGCCUGCUCCGGAUGUGAUCCCAGAACGUCCGACAAGAUUACCUCCGAAAAUUGUGGACGUCAUCGAAAAGAGUCCCAAGCGAAUGCCGGUUACGCAGCAACCUCUUCCGCAAGGCAAACCAGUUCCACCGGCGCGGGUUGAAACGCAGGAUAGUGCGAGCAAACGAAAGUCCCUCGAAAUGAUGUCGAAACGUUACCAGAGUCAGGACAUAUCGGACACGGAAACGUUUACGGAGAAGCUUUACAGCCAGAAUGAGAAGCUCACGGAGCGGUACCAAAGUCAGGAGUUCACGCCAUACGCCGCAUCGCCUGUUCCUAGCAAACCACCCCGUGGCGACUCGCUCCCCUCGUCUAGUCCAACACCAAUGGCGGAGAAGCCACUGGUGAAGCACCACAGCUAUGACGACAAAACGCUCUCAAAAUCUCAGAUUCGCGAAUACAAAACAACCAAAAUGCGACACAGUCAGUCUUUCCAUGAGCAUUUAGUGACGUCGGACCUGAAUAAGAUAGUGGAAGAAAGUCUCGGAAGCUCGUCCACCACAACGCACACAAGCGAAGCGACUAGUACGGACAAUUCAUCGCCGAUGUUUCCACGGCCGGAGAAGCUGGUUCGAUGCUCGCCAUAUUACUCGAGCAGCUUGAGCUCAGAAUCACCACCGAUUGCGCCGAAUCAGCUUCCUCCUCCGGUGCAAAAGCCACCGCGUAAAGGAUCACUGCCGAGAAACUUCGUACCAAAGAGCCCGCCCAGCGGCAACGACACUGACAGUUCACUCGAUCAUCGGACGCAGGAUCCGAAGCUUCGAUCACGUGGUUAUCGCAAAAAGCGUACGGUUCCUCUGAAGAAGAGCCGUCUCGAUCGGCCUCUCGAACAUCAGGAAAGCUCAGAGUGCUCGGAAGGGUACUUCCCGGAGAUGGAAUCGGGCUCGUCGGAUGUAGUGAUGAUGGAGCAACAGCAGCACCAUCGUUACCCGGACUUCGAGGAAGAGCUGGAGCAGCUUCCCGAAGACUAUGAGGAUGAAACUUACCGGGCAGAUGAGGAUGAUGUGACCCCCAGUCGUAAUGGGGCCGGUGUGUAUCCGAGUGCAUCCUAUUCGAAUAAAUUCGAAGGUCUCGAUAUGACGGAAAAUGUCGAUGAAAUGGGCUUCCCGCGGUACGACCGAUUGGGACACAUAACGAACCCGAACCUGUACAAAUCGGACACUCCCUCGCCGCCAGUAAAACCCGUUCGUCAACGUAGAUUGCGCCAGACGAAGCGCGACGAUCCGCAUGAUCUAGAGUAUCAAGGUGUUCAGUACACACCCGAAAGUGGCAGUUGCUCGGAAACGAAGGCCGGUCUCUCGGAUGAUGUGUGUUAUUCAAGCGAGGACAGUUUUGCGGCGGGAUACAACCGUGGUGGUGGUGCCACAGGAAGCAGUUCCCGGUAUCAGAAGAAUGUGGAAAUUCCAUAUCCGGACUUUUUGUCGGACUACGAAAACGAAUCGUCCUCGGCGUGCUCAUACGCAAGGCGCAUGGAACAGGGACGGCAUCGUUACGUGGAAAUAGAAAUGCAACAACAGCAGCAGCAGACGUAUGAAUACGCAGAAUCAGAAAAAAGUGCUGAGGGAUCGCUUGAAUUUGAUCUGAAAGCUCUCCCACCCCCGAUCUAUGUGGAGGACGAGGAGGCUGACCCAGAGCUCGAGGAAGACGAGGAAGAGCAGGAUAAUGCUGUUUAAAUGUUACUUGAACAGAUUAAAAUAAGCCGAACAAACGU